CAUGAGUUAUGAAUACAGAAUUUCAAUUGAAAAAAAAUAACAACUCAUUCAGUGAUCAGUGUGUUCGCGUUUCUUCUCGGGGAUGGACGUGUGCUUUGUUCGUGCACUUCAAGGUCAAGAUGGCGCGAUUACUAUUGGUGCUGCUACUAGUGGUGCUGGGCGCGCCAGUAUACUUCCUCUUCUUCAAGAGCCCUCCCGCGCCACCAGAAAUCGAUCUUGACGAAUGGUGGGGGCCCGAUCAACUGAAGACGAAGCAUGACACCAGCAUUAAGCCAUUUAAAGUCAAGUUCGAUGAAACUAUGAUAAAAGACCUAAAAGACCGUUUGAAGUCACAUCGGCCAUACGUCCCGCCGUUAGAGGGCGUCGGCUUCGAGUAUGGGUUCAACAGCAAGCAGAUGAACAGCUGGGUCAAGUACUGGGCCGAGGAGUAUCCCUUCGCUGAGCGCGAGCAAGUUUUCAACAAAUACCCACAGUUCAAGACUAACAUUCAAGGUCUGGAUAUUCACUUCAUCAGGGUCAAACCUGAGGUGCCAGCUGGAGUCCAGACAGUUCCCUUAUUGCUAUUGCACGGCUGGCCGGGUUCAGUACGAGAGUUCGACGCGGCCAUUCCUCUACUCACAGCUGUCAGCAAGGACAGGGAUUUUGCCCUCGAACUCAUAGUGCCUAGCUUGCCUGGAUAUGGAUUCUCUUCUCCGGCAGUACGCCCUGGUCUCGGCGCUGACAAGAUGGCCGUCGUGUUCAGGAAUCUGAUGCAUCGACUUGGCUUCAAGAAGUACUACAUCCAGGGAGGAGACUGGGGAGGAAUCAUCACUGGUAACAUGGCUACUCUAUUCCCACAGGAUGUUCUCGGCUAUCAUUCAAACAUCGCGUUCUCGAUGACUCCAAGAACCACGUUGAUUCAAAUCCUGGGAUCUAUCUACCCACCUCUAGUGAUAAGGUCUGAUUUGGCAGACCGCAUGUAUCCAUUGUCUAAGAAAUUCUCCAAUCUUGUUGAAGAAAUGGGAUACUUACAUAUUCAAUCAACCAAACCAGAUACUGUUGGUGUAGCACUCACUGACUCUCCAUCUGGUCUUUUGGCCUACAUCCUGGAGAAGUUCUCGACAUGGACGAAGCCGGAGUACAAACUCCUAGCCGACGGCGGCCUUUACUCAAGGUUCACUAAGGAACAGCUAAUAGACAACCUGAUGAUGUACUGGUCCAGCAACUCCAUAACUACGGCUAUGAGAUUGUACUCGGAGACAUUCAACAAAAGAUAUUUUGGAUUGAAAAUUGACGAGAUCCCAACACCAGUACCAACUUGGUUCCUACAAGCUAAGAACGAGAUCUCUUACCUACCAGGUUGGAUUUUGAAGCUUAAAUAUAUAAACCUCAUAAAUGAGACCAUAGUAGAUGAUGGUGGUCACUUCUUCGCCAUGGAGAUGCCGAAAUUCUUCUCCGAAGACGUCCUCAAAGCGAUCGGGGAGUUCAGAAAAUGGCACAAACAGAACAAUAUUAAGACUGAACUGUAAACCAUGUUGUUUAACUUUUUAAAAAUAAAAGUGUUUUGUUGA
This is a messenger RNA of Papilio machaon (common yellow swallowtail), 1550 nucleotides long. RefSeq names its product juvenile hormone epoxide hydrolase-like. NCBI's taxonomy places the organism in Eukaryota, Metazoa, Arthropoda, Insecta, Lepidoptera, Papilionidae. Gene Ontology annotation, biological process: epoxide metabolic process. The transcript has 8 exons. The record is from RefSeq and is a predicted model, not a curated record. Gene Ontology annotation, molecular function: epoxide hydrolase activity. The coding region runs from base 9 to 1508 and encodes 499 amino acids.